AUGUGUCACGCCCGAUCCAGCCAGCCACGCGCAUCCUUCCCUUUCGGGCAACCCCCACUGCCCGAUACAGCACCACAUAACUCGCCGCAUCGGGCAACACACGCCGCCCGAUCCGGAAGACGCGCCCGCUCCAGAUACGGAAAUCCACUGUACCCUCAACAGGCGCCGUUUGUUUACCCACCACCUGAAACACGCAUCCAACUAGAACAAGCACAAGUAGUCGCUACUGUAAUACCGAUGACAAGAGAGAAUUCCACCGCGUCCCAUUCUAGUUCCUAUCUGUCAACAACUAUGCUGGCCUGUCUCUCUGACUGGCCACCGCCGCUCACCAGUGUUUUGACACUCUUUUGUUUGCUUGCUAUUAUUGCUCUUUUGUUUGUUUGUUUGUUUGUUUGUUUGUUUGUUUCUUGCUUGCUCUUGCUCUUGCUCUUAUGUUUUCUUUUUUUCUUGCUCUGGCCCUGUGGUUUUGGCACUUCCCACCUCGCAAACGCUCCUGCUCCUCUCACUCAAACGUAUAAAUACCUUGACACUUCUGCUAAAUUCUCAAAUUCCAACUUCAUUCUUCUUCCUUUGUCUCUCUCUUCCAUCCUAGACCCUCAAGAAAAUACUCUUUCUAACACUCGCUUUAUCCGCUUCAACUCAAACAAACUACACUUUUUAAAAAUGCAAUUCUCUACUGUCGCUUCCGUCGCUGCUGUCGCCGCCGUCGCCUCUGCUGCCUCCAAUGUCACCACCAUGACUGCCACUCAAGAAUCCACCACUUUGGUCACCAUCACUUCUUGUGAAGACCACAGAUGUGUCGAAACCACUUCCGAUGCCAUCGUCUCCAUUGCCACCGUCACCGUCGACAACGUCAUCACCUCUUACACUACCUGGUGUCCAAUUGAAACCACUGCUGCUCCAACUGCCAACAACACUGUUGCCCCAGCUCCAUCUACUUCUUCCAAGAACAACGGUUCCACCACCACUACCAUCUGUGAAACUUGUACCAAGUCUGUCUACGAAGGUGCUGCUAACAAGGCUUUACCAGCUGCUGGUGCUUUGGUUGCCGGUAUCGCUGCCAUGUUGAUGUAA
This is a messenger RNA of Henningerozyma blattae CBS 6284, 1074 nucleotides long. RefSeq lists its product as uncharacterized. NCBI's taxonomy places the organism in Eukaryota, Fungi, Ascomycota, Saccharomycetes, Saccharomycetales, Saccharomycetaceae. The transcript has a single exon. Bases 1 to 1074 code for a protein of 357 amino acids. The record is from RefSeq and is a predicted model, not a curated record.